AUGGACGUCACAAGCCUAUACACAAACAUACCACAACAAGAGGGUAUUACCACUGUAUGCUAUGCAUAUCAACAAUUUCACCAAGGAAACCCUCCAGUCCCUACCAUACCAGAAAACCCGUUCCAAUUUAACGAGAAAGAUUACCUUCAAACCCAUGGAACAGCCAUGGGCACAAUAAUGGCUGUAGCCUUUGCUAACAUCUUCAUGGCCAAAAUAGAAAAAGAAAUACGCAGACAGAGCAGUAUUAAGCCCAUCUUUUGGAAAAGGUUUAUCAAUGACGUCAUAUCAGUAUGGGACACAAGCAGAAACGAAAUAGAAGAAUUCCUUGUAAAGGCAGACAACUUCCAUCCUACAAUCAAAUUCACGGCUGAAAUAUCAGAAACAGAAACUACAUUCUCGGACACGAAGUGUCCAAAAAGGUCAGAUUCAACAAGGAUUCUAUCCUUGACACGCGAACACACUUCAAGCCUACAGAGACAUUCCAACACAUGAAUUUCUAUUCAUGUCACCCACCAGGCGUCACAAAAGGCUUCGUCAAAGGAGACGCUUUGAGGCUUCUAAGAACAAAUUCCUCUGAAAUCACUUUUGAAGAGAACAUGAGGAAUAAAAAAAAAUAA
Porites evermanni is the source of this 617-nucleotide messenger RNA. Lineage: Eukaryota; Metazoa; Cnidaria; Anthozoa; Scleractinia; Poritidae. The record is from the annotation of a GenBank genome assembly.